This is a messenger RNA of Cinara cedri, 1512 nucleotides long. The record is from the annotation of a GenBank genome assembly. Lineage: Eukaryota; Metazoa; Arthropoda; Insecta; Hemiptera; Aphididae.
AUGAGAAGGACGCUGCUCGAGUUUUUUUUACUGACCGACCGAGUUGUUGUUAUUUGUGUCCGUCCGCUUGUUGUUGUCCGCCGCUCUGCCGCAACGGUCUCCAGCGAUUUCAUGGUUAGGUAGGUGUCGAUGUACAUAUAUUAUUGGUUGUGGAAUAUUGGUUGUGUAUUAUAUGUAGGGAAUAUGGUUUUUUAUUUUGCUUUUCAUUAAUUAUUUUCAUAAUUCAUCAUUUAACGCGUAUGCGAGGUCAUUAAAUAAAAUAGAUGAAUAGUUUUCAUGGUAAUAGAGAUGUGUGGUGUAACCAGGUUAGAUAAAAGAUAUUCUAACAGUAGCCGAUGUAAUAGGAAUGACGAGAGAAAAUAGAUUGGAUUGAAAUGGUUGAUUGGGCACGUUGAGAGAAGAUGGGUUAUAGUUAUUAGAGAGGCGUAGAGGGCGAGAAUAUAACAGUAGCUGACUCCAUCCGCAUUUGUUAAAGAUGAAAGAGAAGGAGAAGAUAACAACUCAUUUUAAUUAAACUUAUUUUCGGAUAAAAAUAUAUUUAAAACAAUGCGGCCCCGACGAUGUCACACGAACAUAAUAUAUUUUAUCGCAAACAUAACGCUAUGUCGUGACGUACGUUUUACAACAUAUUACACGCAUACCGGAGACUGAAAUUAUAUUAUUGUUUUAUUUGGCACAGAUACAUUUCCAAUAUUAUUUUGUUUGUAUAUUAUCUAACGCGCUGUAUAAUUAAUAAAUCGGUGGAAGUACUAAAAUAUUAAUAAUAUUUAUACGACGGUGAUGUGUUUGGUCAUGUACUUACUAACAUAAUAUAAUAUGGGUUUAUAUGUAGUUACUUAAACUCCGGAUAGAAACGAUCCUAAGAAGCCAAGACCAAAAAAUCAUCAUGAGGGAUAAGUUUUAUUUAAAAAUUUCCGACCGUAUUUAUUUUUCCCAGCAUACAACACAGACCUUUCCGAUCUCGCUUUUUACACAUAUUGUUUGGAUAAUAUCCGACUUUGAGACAUUGUACGGUCUCAAUAUUGUAUAUUUAACCUUCUUUAGCCCCGUGAUCAAUUUUUGGUUCAUCCCUGGCAAUGGAGAGUAUUCUCGCCCUUGUUCAUUGGUACUGAUGCGGAUCGUUUGGAAAUGUAUCGCUCAUUUUCGGUUGGUUUUCGCAGAUACCGGAAGUGUUCGAGACUGCCUGCGUGGAGACCACCCACGAGUCCUCCGAACCGGAGCGGAGGAAAGAACCAGAAGCGAGCCCGUAGCGUUGAAGGUCUGCUGGAGACGGCACCCGAGGUUGUACCGGAACCGCAGCUGCACGCCUCUCAGAUGCAGAUGAAGAAAGCCAAGAGCCUGGAAGAGUACUUGGAUGCGUGCGGCGACGUAGACGACUGCGCCGAAGACCGCGGCAGCAUUGCGUCGGCUUCGGCCGGUGACGCCGCGACAAAUAAGCGGAACUUUGUCGACAAGUGCAUAAACAAAGUCAAGUCCUUGAUGACGGCUGGUAAAAAGACCGACUCGAAAUGA